UGUGUGUGUGUGUGUGUGUGUGUGUUCUUGACAAGCGUAUCUUUUAAAAUCAACUGUCACUGUGCUUCCUGCCUGUAAUCAUUUCCCUAGUUUCCUUUCUGACUUUUUAAAAUCGAUGGUGACCUCUGCUUAUGAGUCAUGAGCGAUCUGUUCGUCGUAGGUCCCUGAGGACCUCACUCUCCACUCCUGUUUCAGGCAUGGGGCGGUUCGUUCUGCUGUGCCGAGCUGCUGUCUUUCUGCUGGGAGGCUGGAUGGCUUCGGGGCAAGUAGGAACAGGAGAAGGAGUACAGAUUCAGAUCAUCUACUUCAAUUUAGAAACUGUGCAGGUGACAUGGAAUGCCAGCAAAUACUCCAGGACCAACCUGACUUUCCACUACAGAUUCAACGGUGAUGAGGCCUAUGACCAGUGCACCAACUACGUUCUCCUCGAAGGUUACACUUCGGGGUGCCUCCUAGACGCAGAGCAGCGAGACGACAUUCUCCAUUUCUCCAUCAGGAACGGGACGCACCCCGUUUUCACCGCAAGUCGCUGGGUCGUUUAUUACCUGAAACCCAGUUUCCCGAAACACGUGAGCUUUUCGUGGCAUCAGGACGUGGUGACGGUGACGUGUUCUGACCUGUCCUACGGGGAUCUCCUCUAUGAGGUUCAGUACCAGAGCCCCUUCGACACGGAGUGGCAGUCCAAACAGGAAAAUACCUGCAAUGUCACCAUAGAAGGCUUGGAUGCCGAGAAGUGUUACUCCUUCCGGGUCAGGGUGAAGGCUAUGGAGGAUGCAUAUGGGCCAGACACAUACCCAAGCGACUGGUCAGAGGUGACAUGCUGGCAGAGAGGCGAGAUUCGGGAUUCCUGUGCAGAGACACCAACGCCUCCCAAACCAAAGCUGUCCAAAUUUAUUUUAAUUUCCAGCCUGGCCAUCCUUCUGAUGGUGUCUCUCCUCCUUCUGUCUUUAUGGAAAUUAUGGAGAGUGAAGAAGUUUCUCAUGCCCAGCGUGCCAGACCCAAAAUCCAUCUUCCCCGGGCUCUUUGAGAUACACCAAGGGAACUUCCAGGAGUGGAUCACAGAUACCCAGAACGUGGCCCACCUCAACAAGAUGGCAGGUGUGGAGCAAGAAGGUGGCCCUGAGGAGCCCCUGGUGGUCCAGUUCGCCAAGACUGAAGCCGAGUCACCCAGGACGCUGGACCCACAGACCGAGGAGAAAGAGGCCUCUGGGGCAUCCCUCCAGCUUCCCCACCAGCCCCUCCAAGGCGGUGAUGUGGUCACAAUUGGCGGCUUCACCUUUGUGAUGAAUGACAGCGCCUAUGUGGUGUUGUGAUGGACACACCACUCUCAAAGUCAACGUCAGGAUCCACGUUGACGUUUAAAGACUGAGGGGAGUGUCCUGGGGACUCCACACCACCAUGGAUGGGAAUUCUCCACGCCAAUGAUGGUAGGACUAGGAGCGUCUGAAGAUGCAGCCUCACCGCCUAAUGCAGCCACUGCGAUGCUAACUUUCCCCCACAUGGGUAUCUGUGUUCAAAGGCUUGAUGGCAGAUAGGAGCCAAUUGCUCGAGGAGAUUUACUCCCAGUUCGUUUUUGUGCCUGAACGUUGUCACAUAAACCCCAAGGCAGGACAUCCAAAAUUCUGUAAAACCAUCUUCCCACUCUGUGAGCCCCCAGUUCCGUCCAUGUACCAUUCCCAUAGCACUGGAUUCUCGGAGGAUUUUUUGUUUGUUUGUUUUGAGACGGAGUCUCACUGUGUCGCACAGGCUGGAGUGCAGUGGUGUGAUCUUGGCUCGCUGCAACCUCUGCCUGCCGAGUUCAAGCGAUUCUCCUGCCCCAGCCUCCUGAGUACCUGGCAUUACAGCUGCCCGCCACCACACUCAGCUAAUUUUUGCAUUUUUAGUAGAGACGUGGUUUCACCACGUUGGCCAGGCUAGUCUUGAACUCCUGACCUCAGGUGAUCCACCUGCCUCAGCCUCCCAAAGUGUGCUGGGAUUACAGGCGUGAGCCACCACGACCAGCUCUCAGAGGAAUUUUUUUUUUCGAGACAGAGUCUUGCUCUGUUGCCCAGGCUGGAGUGCAGUGGUGCGAUCUCAGCUCACUGCAACCUCCGCCUCCCGGGUUCAAGUGAUUCUCCUGCCUCAGCCUCCUGAGUAGCUGAGACUACAGGCGUGCACCACCACACCCGGCUAAUUUUUGCAUUUUUAGUAGAGACAGGGUUUCACCACUUUGACUAGGCUGGUCUCAAAUUCCUGACCUCUGGUGAUCCACCUGCCUCAGCCUCCCAAAGUGCUAGGAUGACAGGCUUGAGCCACCUCAUCUGAUUUUCAGAGGAUUUUUUUUUUUUAUAAACAAAGAAUAAAGCAUUUCAUCUUUUUUUUUUUUUUUUUUUUUGAGAUGGAGUCUCGCUCUGUCACCCAGGCUGGAGUGCAGUGGCACGAUCUCGGCUCACUGCAAGCUCCGUCUCUCAGGUUCACACCAUUCUCCUGCCUCAGCCUCCCGAGUAGCUGGGACUACAGGCGCCUGCCACCACGCCCGGCUAAUUUUUUGUAUUUCUAGUAGAGACGGGGUUUCACCAUGGUAGCCAGGAUGGUCUCGAUCUCCUGACCGCGUGAUCUGCCCGCCUCGGCCUCCCAAAGUGCUGGGAUGACAGGUGUGAGCCAC
Molecule: messenger RNA, 2644 nt
Organism: Symphalangus syndactylus (siamang)
Lineage: Eukaryota; Metazoa; Chordata; Mammalia; Primates; Hylobatidae
Gene: CRLF2
Product: cytokine receptor like factor 2
Biological process (GO): cytokine-mediated signaling pathway
Cellular component (GO): external side of plasma membrane
Molecular function (GO): cytokine receptor activity; protein binding
Source: RefSeq, a predicted model, not a curated record